Bacidia gigantensis is the source of this 879-nucleotide messenger RNA. RefSeq lists its product as uncharacterized. The transcript is spliced from 3 exons. The record is from RefSeq and is a predicted model, not a curated record. The coding region runs from base 1 to 879 and encodes 292 amino acids. NCBI's taxonomy places the organism in Eukaryota, Fungi, Ascomycota, Lecanoromycetes, Lecanorales, Ramalinaceae.
AUGGAGGAAAUUGCUGCUGAGCAUAAGAAACUUAUCAAUAUGAUUUGCAACGAGGAAGUGGCAGAGGUGGGAGAUGGUCAGGAAUCAAUGACCCAAGAUGUCACGCAUUAUGUCAAGGUUGUGAACGGCCAUCAGAACGGACGCAAAGUCAAUGGCUUGCUCUACCUUAGAGACAUCAGCAAAUCCGAGAUGACUGGCACAGCAAUGAAAGACAUGGAACUGUUUCAGAGACUCUGUGGAGAUGAUGCUCUCAACAAUGUGAUCCUCCUUACUACAAUGUGGGUUAAAAGUGAGCCUGGCGUUGGACAAGAGCGUGAACAAGAAGUCGUUAGCAAGUUCUGGAAUAGAAUGAUCGAGCCUGGUGCAUCACUCUCGAAACGACUGAGCGUCGUCAGCAGCCAUAUAUUGGGCACAGUCGAGCCUAUUUCCGAUUUUAUUGCUACUAUGCUCAAGUUUCAGCUUACAUUGCUACAAAUCCAAAGGGAGCUAGGAAAUGGAAUCAACCUGAUCGACACGGCAGCCGGGCAGGUCAUCGAUCACGAUCUGUCUGCUGCCAUAGCAGAAAAUGAAGAGACAUUGCAGUCAAUCAAAGAAGCCUUGAAUGUUAGUAGGAAAAUAUCAAAGUCGACGCUAGAAGAACAAGCUAUUGCAUACCAAGUGCUGCUUGGAGUGGCGAGGAACGAUCGAAACGCGCUCAACGAAGACUUUGAAAAAGUUAUGUACGCCGAAGAAGAACGUCGAUCCCAUCUUUUUGGAUUUCGCCUUCCAGAUCGCUUUGACGCUCUGGGUGAAGAACUCGAUCCCGAAGAACAGACACUCGAAGCCUCUGUAGUAGAGAUGCCGUCAAUCAGGCUUUCUCAGCCAUGCGAACAUGUCUGA